This is a messenger RNA of Salmo salar (Atlantic salmon), 2671 nucleotides long. NCBI's taxonomy places the organism in Eukaryota, Metazoa, Chordata, Actinopteri, Salmoniformes, Salmonidae. The record is from RefSeq and is a predicted model, not a curated record.
AUUAUUUAUAAUGAAUCCUUUCCAUUCUUCAUUUCCUAGCCUUUAUACCAGAUACCAGGCUCAAAAAAAGAAGGGGAAAAACUAUGACAUUCUACUCCCCUCUCUCUCUUCCCCUCCCCUUAAUGCAAUUGGCCCCUCGCAGGCACUCCUCUUGUCCAAUGGACGAGGGCGCACCAACGUUCCAUCCGGUCCGUGGAAGUAACAGGCGAGGCAGAGAGAGAGAGAGAGAGAGAGAGGCGCGCCGUGAAAGCCCCAGUCCAAUCCCCUCAUCAUCCUCGCACGGAGCAAUGGUGCGUGGAGCGUCAAGACGUCGUUAAGAAGAGAGAAAGAGAGUUCUAAGUUCCACUUCUAGAGCGCAGGGACAUUUGGUUCCAAAAAUUCCUUCCGGGAGAAAAGAGGCCAUUUCUCUAAAUGAUGAGCAAAGUGGACGCGCCAUGCAGGCCGACUGCCGCGUCUCUCAAAUUCACCAUAGACAAUAUUCUGAACCUGCAGACAAACUCGAGCGGUAACGGUAGGAAGACAGUUGACAGCUGUCAUUCCGGUAGCAGGCUACAGAAUAGCACGGGGCUGUACUGGUUCGAUGACCAUCAACGGAGAAUGGACCCCGCGACAAGGCUACAUGAUGCAGAGCCGGAUAACGACUGUAGCCCAACCGGAGGACCCAAGGCCAUCGCUAUCACCCGGGAAGACUCGUUACAGAUCACCGACAAUUGCUUCGAAAGCGGGGACAGCGGCGACGACUGCUCUUCGACGCAUCACACCGGGGACGGUGAUAACGGCGGCAAGAAAAAACAACUGAUAACCAAGAAAAAAACUCGCACCAUCUUCUCCAAGAGACAGAUCUUUCAGUUGGAAUCUACUUUCGAUAUGAAACGGUAUCUUAGCAGUGCCGAGCGCGCCUGCCUCGCCAGUUCUCUCCAGUUAACGGAAACGCAGGUCAAAAUCUGGUUCCAGAAUCGAAGGAAUAAAUUGAAAAGACAGAUUUCAACAGCGCUAGAUGGUCCCAGCGGUGAUUUCUCCGACGCCGGUCCGGGGAAGACUCUGCAACUCCCGGCUUUGUACAAAGACAGUAACCUGCUAGGAAGAUGCUUGAUGCCGAUGCCCCUGCCCAUCGUAUACCCUGGCAGUAGUACGCAUUAUUUAUGUUUUUCCAAUGCCAGCAAGUACUUUAGUCUAUUCGAAGGAGACGUUGUCCUGUAGACAAGGCCGAGUCUGUUUAAAGGAGACGUAGUCCUAUUUAGACUUGGUCUAGUCUGUUCGAAGGAGACGUAGGGUUAGGUCUAUAUACUUUUCUGCAUCAUCGCCAUAAAGACACUGUUUACAAGGUGAUAUAUAUCAUGCCAAUUUCAGCUUCCGCAUUUAGCGUUUUUUUUUUUCUUCUUCAUCAUCAUCGUGGUAAAAACAUAAGGUCGAGUCUGGCCCAUGUAGGCCUUUAUAGGCUACUUGUAAGGAUAGCCUGUGGACCCAAGGCCUGGCCGAUUCUACUUGUCACAUUGAUAGCCUACGCCAAUUGUAUUUAUUGACAGACAUCAACAUUGUUGAUAUAAAACUAAAGAACAUAUUUGCAGGAUAUCCUAUCACACAAAGACAUUCAGAAUAACUCCAUAUUCAGUUUUAUGUUAUAAUAAUAGAUAGUUGUUUCUGUAUUCAGAGUACCAGCGUAGGCCUAAAACAAUAGGUCUUAUAAUCAUUUAUUCAAUUAUUAUUAUUAUUAUUUUGAAUCUGUUAUUAACAACAGCAUUCCCAGCAGUCUAAACACGGCCAAAGAUGGUAUUAUAUUUGCAUGCAUGUACUGUAUUAUAAUGCAUUUUAAGUGAAUUAAAUUACCUAUGUAUUUAAAAUUAAUGUAAUGGAUAUGGAUAUUUUUGUUUUGUUUACGCAUGUUUAAAGUUUAUUUCAAUUAGAAGUAUAACAUUCUUAUUUCUUCCCAAAUCGGCGUAACACUAUAAUAUUGACUGAAUCUGUAAUAAAAAAAAAAUGUUUUUACGUAUAUAAAAAACAUCGUUUGAUACAAAGGUUUAUGUAAACUAUGUUUUGCUGUGCUGUGCCUUAAAAGCCUUCAGUUGUAGGAUCUAUGGGGAACGGAUGUAACGCAUUUUGGAGUUGUUUUACAAAUCCUAUUUACUCUAACACCGUUUAACGUAGAGAUGUCAUAAACGUCACACAAACAAUUAACAAUAUGUCUGCUAACUAUUAGUACGGUUCAAGAACCCCUGUGCUAAAUGUGGAUUUUUUCACAAUUCUGGUAUAGAAACACAGAAUUCACAUUUCAUAAUAAAUCUUAUGAAAGCGAAGACAAUAGACGCAUUGUUGUAACAUGCUUGGCGUGUAUUAAUCUCAAAACACAACAUGGUAAUCGGAUUAUCGACAACGACUAGAGAGAGAGAGAUUAUCCUGUUUUGUGGAAAUAUCGCUGAUUACAGUCAAGUGCUUUAAGAACCGCUUUACGUUGUAAAAUGUUAAACGUUCCUUCUGAAGUAGGUCGUAUGUAGGAAAGAGUUGUUGCAUAAAGGCCUAUGUGCCUAUUGUUUUCCUCUGCUUGCGGCGCACAAUAUUUGACACUUGACAAAUACUUUGGGAGUAUUUAUGCAUAAAAGUACACCAUUACAACUCGUAUAUUGCAGGACUAUCGGCUUUGGAAUCUGCAACAGCACAGCUAUAGUCUUAAUAA